Mesoplodon densirostris (Blainville's beaked whale) is the source of this 1410-nucleotide messenger RNA. It is a transcript of the gene BEST4, whose product is annotated as bestrophin 4. The transcript is spliced from 9 exons. The coding region runs from base 1 to 1410 and encodes 469 amino acids. The record is from RefSeq and is a predicted model, not a curated record. NCBI's taxonomy places the organism in Eukaryota, Metazoa, Chordata, Mammalia, Artiodactyla, Ziphiidae. Gene Ontology annotation, molecular function: chloride channel activity.
AUGACGGUUUCAUACACCCUCAAAGUAGCGGAGGCCCGCUUCGGAGGCUUCUCUGGCCUGCUUCUCCGUUGGAGGGGAAGCAUCUACAAGCUCCUCUACAAGGAGUUCCUCCUAUUCAUCGCCCUUUAUGCUCUGCUCAGCAUCACCUACCGGCUGUUGCUGACCCAGGAACAGAGGCAUGUGUAUGCUCAGGUGGCCCGAUACUGCAACCGCUCUGCAGACCUCAUCCCCUUGUCCUUUGUACUGGGUUUCUACGUGACCUUGGUGGUGAACCGCUGGUGGGCCCAGUACACAAGCAUCCCACUGCCGGACCAGCUGAUGUGCGUCAUCUCGGCCAGCGUGCACGGCGUGGACCAGCGCGGCCGCCUGCUGCGCCGCACCCUCAUCCGCUACGCCAACCUGGCGUCGGUACUGGUGCUGCGCUCGGUCAGCACCCGCGUGCUCAAGCGCUUCCCCACCAUGGAGCACGUGGUGGACGCAGGUUUCAUGACCCAAGAAGAGAGGAAAAAGUUUGAGAGCCUGAAAUCUGACUUCAAUAAGUACUGGGUCCCCUGCGUCUGGUUCACCAACCUGGCGGCCCAGGCCCGGAGGGAUGGGCGAAUCCGUGAUGACAUUGCUCUCUGCCUGCUCCUGGAAGAGCUGAACAAGUACCGGGCCAAGUGCAGCAUGCUGUUCCACUAUGACUGGAUCAGCAUCCCCCUCGUCUACACCCAAGUGGUGACCAUAGCAGUAUACUCCUUCUUUGCCCUCUCCCUGGUUGGCCGCCAGUUCGUGGAGUCAGAAGCAGGGGCUGCGAAACGUCAGGAGUCUCUGGAGGCAGGGCCAGCCCUGGGGGACCUGGACAUGUACGUGCCUCUCACCACUCUGCUGCAGUUCUUCUUCUAUGCUGGCUGGCUCAAGGUGGCAGAACAGAUCAUCAAUCCCUUUGGUGAGGAUGAUGACGACUUUGAAACCAACAAGCUUAUAGACCGCAACUUGCAGGUGUCCCUGCUCUCCGUGGAUGACAUGUACCAGAACCUGCCUCCUGUGGAGAAGGACUCAUAUUGGGAUGAGGACUCUGCGCAGCCGCCCUACACUGUGGCCACUGUGGCCGAGUCGCUGCGGCCUUCCUUCCUGGGUUCCACCUUCAACCUGCGCAUUAGUGAUGACCCUGAGCAGAGCCUGCAGGUAGAGGCGUCCCCUGGGCCAGCCCGGCCGGUGACCGCUGCGCAGACCCCGAUGCUCGGCCGCUUCCUGGGCGUAGGAGCACCCUCGCCAGCCAUCAGCCUCCGGAACUUUGGCCGCAUCCGAGGAGCCCCCCGGACCCCUCACCUGCUGCGCUUCCGGGCCGAGGAGGGCGGUGACCUCGAGGCCGCAGACCGCAUCGAGGAGGAGGCGUCGGGGUCAGGGGAUGAGGCUCAGGAGCCCUGA